Brassica oleracea var. oleracea is the source of this 569-nucleotide messenger RNA. Its product is annotated as probable protein phosphatase 2C 67. Gene Ontology annotation, molecular function: protein serine/threonine phosphatase activity. Gene Ontology annotation, biological process: protein dephosphorylation. Lineage: Eukaryota; Viridiplantae; Streptophyta; Magnoliopsida; Brassicales; Brassicaceae. The transcript has 3 exons. Bases 37 to 417 code for a protein of 126 amino acids. The record is from RefSeq and is a predicted model, not a curated record.
UGCUACUACUACUUUGUUAUCACUCCCCCUGGGAAGAUGAAUAAAUCCUGUUGGAGAAGUAAGAUCAGUCCUACAAAGAAUUAUAGAUUGACAUGGUACAAAGAUCUUGGCCUUCACGCCUUUGGAGAGUUUUCAAUGGCAAUGAUCCAAGCCAACAGUGUGAUGGAGGAUCAGUGCCAGAUCGAAUCAGGGCCAUUGACAUUCAACAAUCCAGCAGUUCAAGGCACUUUUAUUGGAGUUUACGGUGGACAUGGAGGUCCAGAGGCUUCAAGGUUCAUCGCAGACAACCUCUUCCCCAAUUUAAAGAAGUUUGCUUCUGAGGGUGGAGAGGUUUCAGAGGAGGUGAUGAGGAACGCAUUUGCAGAGACAGACGAAGAUUUUCUCUCGGCGGUGAAGAAGCUGUUAGUUUGUAAUUGAGUUCUUAGUGGUAUGUUAUUUAGGUUCUUAAGUAAGUUAUAAUGUUGUAUCAAAACGUGUGUGUGUAAUAAGUAGUGACUUUACAUUGGAGAGUUGUGUCUCUUAUUCCAAAAGUCACAAUGCUUAGUCAAGUAAUGUCAAACAUAUAUAAG